CACGGAUGCGCCUCCGGAUCCGCCUCCUGAGCACAUAGCCCCGCCCCCAUCUACAGUGGACACAGCGGCGUUGAAUGAGGAGCCAGAGCCAGUGAUGACGUCACUCCCAGUGUUUUCCCGCUGACUAGACGCGCGUCGUCAAGAUGGCCACCUGGUUCAAAAUUAAAAUUCUUUUUAUUAAUGGGUGUAUUUUUUUUUGUGUGUGUGUGUGUGUCCAUAUACUAUAAAAACACUACACAGUGGUAUGAAGAUAUGCAGUUUAUCAUCUCGUGUUGCACAAUAGUUUCACUUGCUCACAUGUUCACCACUCCAAGAUAAGCUUUUUAUAUCUUUGUGCAACCAUGUAAUAUCAUAUAUAUAUAUCUAUCUAUCUGGAAAUCAUGCUUUCAGAAAAGAUGUUUUCAUGUUUUGCUCUAUUAAUUGUAAUAAUUAAUUGUAAUGCGCCGGGCAUAUAGGACAAAAAUAGGUCCGAAUUGGGAUAUUUUGAUAAUCUUUCUCUAACUUGUUCAGAACUUUAUAUUUUUAAUAUUUGUAUAGAAAAAUCACAAACACUGUUGUAGAGUAAAAAUAACUUUAGUAAUCAAAAAGCAUCCAAAAAAAACAAUACAACGGGUCUUGUCAAUGAGAACCUGUCUAUAAACAUGAAUCACUAGUACUUGAAAACACCAUGGGUCUAUACAUUCCAAGUAACUGGGUACCAUUUUUAUGAUGGUCUUUGGUAUGACCCACCCCUGAAUAGAACUCGCGAUCUCCCGAUCGAGAGGCGGACACGCUAACCACUAGGCCAACUCACGGUAAUGUGCCAUGUAAGGUACAUAAAAGGAGGUGUUUAUGACAAGUAGUGUACGUCAUAAGGCACAGCGGUAAAAGAUUUCAUGAUGUACAUGACUCGUCCAAGGGCACUGAAGGGGUUAAACAUAAUACAGUGUGUCCCAAAAGUCUCCAUUCAUAGGUGAUGGUUGGAUCAACAGUUCCUGGGUUCUCGGCUCGGUCGCCGUGGAUCCCCAGAUCUCACUCCACUUAAUUUAUACUUGUGGGAGCACAUGAGGAUCAUGGUGUACCAGGAAAUGAUACAGCACAAAGAAUAUUUAACGGAACAUUUUGAAAUACAAUGACAUGCAUAAUACCAGAGCUCAUCGUGCGUGUGAGAGACAACUCCAUCUGUGUAUACAAAGGAAUGGCAGUCAUGUCGAGGAUGUUUUAUAAAUAAAGUUACAUUUUGCUAAAAGUAUGAAUUCCCCCCCAUGUAUGGAGACUUUUUGGACACCCUGUAGAUUUUUUUUCCCAACAUAACAUCUCAUUAUCUCUAGCCGCUUUAUCCUUCUACAGGGUCGCAGGCAAGCUGGAGCCUAUCCCAGCUGACUACGGGCGAAAGGCGGGGUACACCCUGGACAAGUCGCCAGGUCAUCACAGGGCUGGCACAUAGACACAGACAACCAUUCACACUCACAUUCACACCUACGGUCAAUUUAGAGUCACCAGUUAACCUAACCUGCAUGUCUUUGGACUGUGGGGGAAACCGGAGCACCCGGAGGAAACCCACGCAGACACGGGGAGAACAUGCAAACUCCGCACAGAAAGGCCCUCGCCGGCCACGGGGCUCGAACCCGGACCUUCUUGCUGUGAGGCGACAGCGCUAACCACUACACCACCGUGCCGCUCCAACAUAACAUAUAAAAUUUAACAAUUGUCAGUGCUUGUAUCAAGAGAACUGCCUAUUAAUAUCAGAUCUUUUAUUUACACUAUAUGGCCACAAGUUUGUGGACACCAGACCAUCGUACCCAUAUGUGCUUUUUAAACAUACCGUUCCGGAUUUAGUCCCCUUUUGCUGUUAUAAAACGAUCCACUGUUCUAGGAAGGAUUUCCACUAGAUUUUGGACCUGUGGGGAUUUGUGCUCAUCAGCUACUAGAGUGUUUGUGUGGAUAGGGAAACGUGUCAAAUGAGUAGGCCUGGGGUGCAGUCUACAUUCAGUCCAUCCCAAAGGUACUUAGUGGGGUUGAGACCAGCGCUCUGAGCAGGACACUCGAGUUCGUCCAUCCCAGUGUUGGCAAACCAUGUCUACAUGGAGCUCGCUUUGUGCACAGGGGCAUUGUCAUGCUGGAGCAUGUUUGGGCCCCUUUGUUCAUCAGGGGUCCACAAACCUUUGGCUAUAUAGUGUAUGCAUACUUUUAUUGUUUUUGUGAUGAUUUUGUGACGACACAUUGCUACCUUAUACAAAGCCAUUUUACUUAUUCUAAAUGCAAACUAAUGUGAAUGCACGCAAUAAUUAAAUGAGGGGAUUCAGCACUCAUAGCAGCAGUCAGUACUGUUGAAGUAUAAGCACCUCAGCUGAGCAGUUUCCUGAAUGAGAAGUGUUUUAUGCUCUCUCUCUCUCUCAGUUAAGCCUGUGACUCGGCCUGCCCGGCCUGCUCAUAUCUGCUCCAUAUGCAACAAGCAGUUCAAGAACAGCUAUAACUUGCGCCGCCACCAGUCGGUCCACACUGGAGUGAAAAUGAAAGACCGAGCGGCUCGAGAGAAGGUGGACGCAGCGAAGGCGGGUCAGCGAGUGGAGAGGCAAACCAUUCCUCUCUCCCUCCUUCAGCUCUCCAUUCCUACCCCGAUCACAGUGGCUACAGAUCCCAUGAUCCACCCAACCCCCAUCAGCAACCAACAGGUUGAGACAGUCGCUGUAUCCAUCACUCCAGCAACAGUUGCCAUGACAGCAGCCCAGCCUCUCCCUGCUGCUGUAGUGGUGACUGGGACGAUGGUGCAGGUUGGCUUGAUUGGAUAUUCACAGACACUGAUGUCCGAUGAUGUGUGUUUGAAGUCAAAAGAAGAUUAUUUUCAUGCUGCACCAGCCAACAACACCGGAGAGAACCCCAGCCUUCCCAGCCCAAUUCAGAUCUCAAUCCCAAUCACAAACCCACACCCUAUUCCUACUCCAAGUCCAAGCCCCAGCCCCAACCCCAACCCAAAUCCAAACCCUAACCCAGUACGGAAGAACCAUGCAUGUGAGGCAUGCGGGAAGGCUUUCAGGGACGUGUACCAUCUGAAUCGGCACCGGCUGUCCCACUCAGACGAGAAGCCGUACUCUUGUCCCAUCUGCCAGCAGCGCUUUAAGAGGAAGGAUCGGAUGAGUUACCACGUCAGAUCCCACCAGGGCGGAGUGGAGAAACCAUACGUGUGUCCCCAUUGUGCCAAGGGUUUCUCACGGCCUGACCAUCUUAACAGUCAUGUGCGGCAGGUUCACUCCACAGAGAGACCCUUCAAGUGUCCGACGUGCGAGUCUGCCUUUGCCACAAAGGACCGGCUGCGUGCUCAUAUGAUCAGACACGAGGACAAAGUUCCCUGCCAUAUUUGUGGCAAACUGCUCUCUCCUGCUUACAUCACGGAUCAUAUGAGGGUCCACAACCAAUCCCAGCAUCAUGUGUGCCACUUGUGCAACCGCAGCUUCACCACACUGACGUACCUGCGCGUCCAUGCUCAGAAACACCAUGGGCAGGAGUGGAAAGAGAGCAGCAUGGGCCGUGGCUCGGGGCCUGGUGGGGUGCUGUUGUGCCAACUGUGUGGGGUCCACUGCAAGACUCCCACCCAGCUCCAGGGCCACAUGGCCACGCAUGCCAACCAGGCAGACCCUACGGUACCUGACCCCAUUAGCAGCAGCAGCACUUUAGCGGGCACAGUUUCCACAGCCACCCCCGUCUCCAGCCCUGCAGCCACUGUGGGCCUGCUGGUGACUGACUGCUCUAGCAUCGCUGCUCAGAGCCACAGCUAACCCCAGGCUGUAGGGGCAGAGAUGGGGAAGGGCAAGGGGGAUAAAUCACAGCAGCAAAUAGGAACAGGCUUUUACUUCAAAUGAAAAUGUUGCUCUGGAAAUUUUGCAUCCUCCUCCAUCCAUGCUGCCUCAGAGCCUGCAAGCAGUUAGCAUGAGCUAACUGACUUUUUAACAGCACGUCUGAAAACUCAAGAAGUCACUCAGUUCAAGCGCUUACAGACUCCCAGCCAGUCCCACUGGUUGGUUUGCUCUACUUUAACUGUUCUACGAAGACGGACAGUUGGAUUAAAUGGUGCAAUGCCUCCUAGUUACGUCGGUAGUUUCCCAAGGGAGAGGUUGUGAUAAAAUGAAGGCUGUCAAGUGUUGUCCCAUUUUAUUUAUAACCCGUCUCUAGUGAUCAGGAAUCUAGAAUGAUGAGACUAUGAUUUUUAGCUAUCCCAAUUGAUUCCCAGUAUAAAUUACCUUCAGUAUUUCAACAAAACAGCCAAAUAGGAUCAGGUAACUCGUCCAUAUUCUAGCACAUUUAAGAUGCCUCUGUAUAGGAGAUCUGCAACUGUGAGAGAGGGGCUUAAAACGAUGUUUCAUUUCCUGCCAUAAAUUCCUGAUGCCUGUAAACUGUUCAUUUAGAGUUAAAUGUACAACAUAGGAGUCACUUGUAUUGUUUGUGUGGAUAUAUUGGACUAUUGUUGAAUCUCCUUUUUUCCAAGAAAUCUCAUUGAUGUUAAUUUAUCUUUAAGCUUUUGACUAAGGAUGUGAACUUUUCGAUGUUGCUUGAGAAGCUGCAUAAUGCUCUAUCCUUUAACCCAUGUUUGUGUUUGAAGCUUUGUUGAACGCCAAAUCUUCGUUGCUGUCGCUGUGACAAUAUCUAAAUUAAUCAAUGUACAAAUGACAAACGUGCACCUAAUUAUACUUACUUUAACUAAA
Molecule: messenger RNA, 4679 nt
Organism: Neoarius graeffei (lesser salmon catfish)
Lineage: Eukaryota; Metazoa; Chordata; Actinopteri; Siluriformes; Ariidae
Gene: maza
Product: vascular endothelial zinc finger 1
Exons: 8
Coding region: 2346-3755 (469 amino acids)
Biological process (GO): regulation of transcription by RNA polymerase II
Cellular component (GO): nucleus
Molecular function (GO): RNA polymerase II cis-regulatory region sequence-specific DNA binding; DNA-binding transcription activator activity, RNA polymerase II-specific
Source: RefSeq, a predicted model, not a curated record